UUUUCUGUACAAGUGCCUAUCUUCUCCUCUUCUCCUCGUCCCCUUUCCCUCCACGUUUAUUUUGCUGUUUGACGCCAAAUCUUUCUUUACUCAUAUCGUCGCUUUCCUAAAUAUUUCAUCUUCUCAUUCGAACCCUUUUCUUGAAACCAUUGACUUUCCGUAUAUUCGUCUCAAUUUUCAUCUUCACAAUGGAAGAAGCCAAUGUUAAUAGUGUGUCCGCUGCUUCAGCUUGAGCAUUGUUUGGAUAGGAUUCAGGCCUUUACUUGCAAACUCCCCCUUUGGAAUUUGUAUCCAACAUUUCACCAAACGCUAUUCGAUAGGCUGUACAGGAUAGAGAACAUAAAUUCUUAACAAUCGCAGUCCAAGAAGCACAUAAAGGGGCAGAGUGUGGGCAUGGCAGACCAUUUGGUGCAGUAGUUGUUCGCAAUGAUGAAAUUGUUAUCAGCUGUCACAACAUGGUUUUAGCACGCACUGACCCUACUGCACAUGCAGAGGUCACAGCAAUUAGAGAGGCAUGCAAAAAGCUCAACAAAAUUGAGCUCUCAGAUUGUGAAAUGUAUGCUUCUUGUGAGCCUUGCCCCAUGUGCUUUGGUGCAAUCUACCUUUCCAAAAUUAAGAGACUGGUUUAUGGUGCCAAAGCUGAAGCUGCCAUUGCCAUUGGAUAUAAUGCUUUUAUUGCCGAUGCCCUAAGAGGUACUGGUUUUUACCAAAAGGGUCAUUUGGAGAUCAAGAGAGCAGAUGGUAAUGCAUCCCAUAUUGCGGAGCAAGUCUUUGAGAAAUCAAAGGCCAACAUAUCCACUGAGGAAAAUGUUGAAAUCUGUGAUUGCUGAUAUGGAUGCUUUGGAAUGAUUCACAUUUGCUCAUAAAGUAGCUUCUAGCAUCCAUAUUGUUUCAUUGAUCUCUACAUUGUUGAACAUGUCAAUGUGAGUUGCGAUUCCCUUGUCAUUUCCUUAACAAGCAUUUAUAUUUAUAUUUGUUUCUUUCUCAA
This is a messenger RNA of Coffea eugenioides, 988 nucleotides long. Its product is annotated as guanosine deaminase-like. The transcript is spliced from 5 exons. Gene Ontology annotation, molecular function: zinc ion binding; tRNA-specific adenosine deaminase activity; guanosine deaminase activity. The record is from RefSeq and is a predicted model, not a curated record. Gene Ontology annotation, biological process: purine nucleoside catabolic process; tRNA wobble adenosine to inosine editing. Lineage: Eukaryota; Viridiplantae; Streptophyta; Magnoliopsida; Gentianales; Rubiaceae. The coding region runs from base 456 to 830 and encodes 124 amino acids.